Molecule: messenger RNA, 3265 nt
Organism: Cottoperca gobio
Lineage: Eukaryota; Metazoa; Chordata; Actinopteri; Perciformes; Bovichtidae
Exons: 9
Coding region: 162-1067 (301 amino acids)
Biological process (GO): immune response; cellular response to lipopolysaccharide; cell surface receptor signaling pathway
Cellular component (GO): external side of plasma membrane
Source: RefSeq, a predicted model, not a curated record
CUGUCCAGACGCCAGUCAAACGACUGUUCCACCACAAAGAGACGUCGUCUUGUAGAGGAGCUUGUAAGUGGACAUUUCUACAUAGCCUACUGCAUUAAGCUCUUUGAACUGAAGAGGAUAUUGCACAAUAUUUGGAAACUCUUUAACACUACAAGUGGAAAAUGAACAUGGCCUCAUUUGGUAUCCUCUGUCUGUUCACUGUCAUCUAUAUCAGCAUAGGAAAUGCAGCUUUUAUAGAGUUGGAAUGCAGAGCUGAACAUGUGGGACAGUAUGGCCAGCAGUCACUGCUGGAAUGUGUUGUCAAAAUCACACAGGAAGUACCAGAUGUAGAAAUACGCGUGGUCACUUGGCGCAAAAAGGGAGUCGAGGAUGUCUUACUGGUUUUUAACGGACAGGAUGUUUCACAGAAGUCAGGCUACUCCUUUGCCGAGUCGUCCUGGAAUGUACAAAACAUGAACGUGUCCCUGCUCAUUACCAACACUUCUGUAGAGAACGAGGGACUUUAUGAAUGUAUGGUGGUGACAGACCGCGGUGAUAACACCAAACUCACCAGCCUGAAAGUCAAAGCCAAGUACAGCAAACCAGUUGUACAAUUCAAUCAGGUGACACGUACCCUGAUGUGCGACUCUCAUGGUGGCUACCUGAAAGGUCAACUUCGCUGGUUUAGUGAGCUCAGCACGGAGUGGACAAAAAGCUCUGAAAUGGAAGCGGAGCUGGAAAAAAGUGGUCUGUUUCACCUCUCUAGCAAGCUGACGUUGUUAGAAGGAUCCACCUUCUCGAAGUACACCUGCAUAGUGUUCAAUGCCAGUGGAGACAAAGAGGAAGAGGCAACAUUUGAAAUACAGGGUGCACCAAAAUAUGAAGGCCAGCGGAAAGACUUGGAUCCAGCCUCCAAAAUAGUCGCUCCUGUGGUGGUCAUCGGAUCGCUGAUCACAGGGUUGCUGAUGGCGCUGCUGAUUUAUCGAAGGCGAUCUCAACGUGGCCAUCACAGGGUCGAAACACACGAGGCAGUUGUGGAAGUUGAACUCCAGGAGAUGGAUGAACCAUGCCGGGACAACAUGGCCUGAGGAGACACUGCAUGUCAACUUACUGGCAACCUUUGAAAUCAACACUUCCUUGUUUGCUAAUCUCUAACAAUGCUAUCAUUGUAUUUUUCUUAUUGCAAGCCACUGAGUAUAUAGCCAGGAAUAACUUUUAUUAUUUGUGAUCUGUCAGAGGAACUGCUUGCGCUGCAUUCACCUUAGAUUACUGAAACAGUGACGGACAUCCAGAAGGCAAAGCCGUCACAUUCAGGCCCUGUGAACACGAACUGUGUAAUAUCACAGAAAAAACUAUUUAGGAUGGCAGUGAAUCUCUGUUGGUUGUUGAAGGAAACAUUCCUGUUUAAUUGUGCCAACGCAGUAACUGUAGCAUUAUGGGAGCUUGGGAGGAGUGGCCCCACUUCCUCUUAUCAUAUUAUAGUUCAUCAUUUUUAGGAAUGGGCUUCAGAAGUUAGGAGGUGUGUGUGUGUGUGUGUGUGUGUGUGUGUGUGUGUGUGUGUGUGUGUGUGUGUGUGUGUGUGUGUGUGUGUGUGUGUGUGUGUGUGUGUGUGUGUGUGUGUGUGUGUGUGUGAGGUAUCAAAAGUAGGCAAUGUUGUGAGUUUUAAUAGUCUUCAUUGUACAGUUUUUUUUUUUUUUUUAAUUUUUCAGUCCAUCUCAGUACUUUUUGACUUUCUCUCAGAUCCAGACCCAUUUAUUCCUAUUGAAGACGUAAAUCAUUUGAUUUAAAAAGCAAUUGUUUCUCAGAAGUAAAUAAAGUAUUUGUUUAGAGCCAUUUUCAGUCAUAGAUUAUUAAACUAUUGUUGCGCUAGCAUUUGUGGCUCCAGGUGGGAUUAAAGACACGUUUAAAGAUUGAUUCAUAAGAAUCUGUCUGACUGAACUCAGCGGGUGACACUCAAUGAUUGACUACAUUGUAUUGUGCAAUGUAUUAUGUUUGUUUUGCAAUAAUUGUUCAAAGCAGCAUGUUGCAAUGUCUGAAAGAAAAGUUUAGGCAAUGCCCGUUUCCUGGAGUCAACCCAGGACUACAAUGGAGGUGGCUACAUCGUAUGUUAGUAGAUCAGUUAAGGGUCUUUAAGGAUCCAUGUUCAAAACUUAUAGCAGUUUUAACACUGAUUAAAGCAGGUUAUGUCCUGCUUAAAGACAGAUAAUAAAAUCAACUGAUCUAACUUUAAGUUAACUUUCCCUGCCUGAGAACAUUCCAGCUCAGCAAAUUUCAUAUCCUUAUUUUAACCACUGAUAAAGCUCACUAAAUAAAUACUGGUUGCACUUCCACGUCUCACAUCACCUUCACUUGCUCUUGGCAAAUAGUGUGUGGUGUCUAAAAGCCAAAAAACAUGUGUUUGUGUUCCUCUUAAAUGUUACGACUCGGACGCAGGAAGGGAAGACUCAAUCGCACGACUCCAGACAUGAAUGUAAAGUGUAGAAUAAAUAAAACUUUACUUCCAAAAAACAACAAAAUAACAACUCAAAACACUCACAAGGAGGAUAUACAAAUUUAUCUGAAAAGCACACUUCAUGGCACACUGGUACUUGCAUAUGAUCUCACAAGGAUAUGCCCAGACAAACUGGCACAAGACAAGGUGACAAUUUAUACAAGAGGUGAGUAGGAACAGGUGGAAACCAUCAGGGGUGGGGCAGACGCUUAUGGAGGGAAACCACACAAGGACAGGAAGUAAAGACUAGACAUGACACAAGGGAGGUGAACUCAUAUACAUUAACUGUCUGCCAUAAGACUGUGUGUAACGUUUGGCAACAGUAUGCAACUUUGUUGCCAAAUCAAUUCUUAUUUUUUGGUUUUAUUGUUGAUAAUUGAUACCAGCUCAUAGAAGCGGCCAUAUUUUCAGGGAACGUGAUUUCUGAUCACAGCUGAACCUAAACACAAUGUUCUACUUAUGAGUCAUUGGUGUUAAUCAUUUACUUUUAGAUAGAGCAAAACAACAACAUUAUAAAAGUUGAAGGAUGAAAUAAACAAACAAUUUAACUUUCCAAAAAACUUAACAGGGGAGCUUGUGAAUGUGUUUUGUACUGUUUUUAUCAAUCUGUAAAUACUGUGAUUCUGUGUGGCUCUGAAUUCAAGUUGUCAAACUUUUUAGAUCAGGUCAAAAAGAAACAUGCAACUGGACUAGACAUUUGAAUGAUUUAACUUUUCAAGAUUAACAAAUGUACACUGUUUAAAACAAAUAUCCUAUUUUUCCAUGUAAUAAAGCACAUUUUGAAUUGCAAAAUAA